Molecule: messenger RNA, 549 nt
Organism: Acanthamoeba castellanii str. Neff
Lineage: Eukaryota; Discosea; Longamoebia; Acanthamoebidae
Product: Fbox domain containing protein
Exons: 3
Coding region: 1-549 (182 amino acids)
Molecular function (GO): protein binding
Source: RefSeq, a predicted model, not a curated record
AUGGAACAGCAGACGUUUGGAGGGUGGGAGGUGCCGGAAGAGGUGGUGGCGGUCAUCUUCGGCUUUUUGCCGUGGCGCACGUGUCUCUCCCUACGCACCGUCUGCCAGAGGUGGCGGCGGCUGAGUGACGACGACAGCUUGUGGCGGGGCAUGGUAGCGCGAGAAUACGGAGAGGACGCGGCCAUGUUGAAGCCUCGCCACAACCAGCACCAGGGGUGGCGAGACUACUUCAUACGCCGCAAGACCACCGAGGUGGAGGUGGUGCUGCGGGGCCAGGCGUGGAGCCGGUACCACGAGGUGGUGGUGCGGGUGCCACGGCUCGGCACGGUCGACGCAGUCCGGGUGGCCGCCGAGGCCGCUGUGCGGUCUCGCGGGGGCGGCGCGGUGAAUGCCGACACGGCGAGCCUCCGCUUCUCGCUCCGGCACGCCGGCCCCGGAGCCGCACAGCUCGACCCCGCCCGCUCGCUCAUCUCUGUGGGCAUCCUCCGCAAUGGCCACCCACUUGUGUUCGACGCCACCAGCGCCACACGAUUCACGCCCAACGUUUGA